Messenger RNA from Aspergillus ibericus CBS 121593, 1569 nucleotides. Its product is annotated as SNARE domain protein. The transcript is spliced from 3 exons. Gene Ontology annotation, cellular component: endomembrane system; SNARE complex; membrane. Bases 1 to 1569 code for a protein of 522 amino acids. NCBI's taxonomy places the organism in Eukaryota, Fungi, Ascomycota, Eurotiomycetes, Eurotiales, Aspergillaceae. The record is from RefSeq and is a predicted model, not a curated record. Gene Ontology annotation, molecular function: SNARE binding; SNAP receptor activity. Gene Ontology annotation, biological process: vesicle fusion; intracellular protein transport; Golgi to vacuole transport.
AUGCGCUUCCAUGGAAUCGACGAAUUCGACCCCAUUCUUACCCUGAACCCAUGGACAGGCGAGCAAAAUGCACUGACGGUGCACUCCUUUGUGAGGUAUUUUCAGCGCCACAACAUCGCCAAAGACCUAUCGCGACAUAUUGUACCCUCCGUAUGGGGUCCGUUCUGCGACGAUGGGAGUCCGGAGAUGAACUUUGAUGCGGAGUUGCGCCUCGCCCAGCGCUUGGAACGAGGCUUGCUCGUUCUUUUUCACAUGGCGGACAUUGCCCGCGACACGGAAAGACUCAAACAUCGCAGGAAACCUUUGGCACCUGUUGUCAGUGGGCGUCUCUUUGUGCUCGGAAAGAUGCUGGAUGAGUACGAUGAGCUUCCCCAGCACAGGAAACAGAUGAUGUCAUUCGAAGAUUACACCAAUCACGUUUAUACGGUGUUGAAAUGGGGGCAUGUGGAGGCUGAUAUAGGAAGGAGACGGUUGGAAUUCCGAGGAUGGCUUGACGAGCAGACCGAAAUCGACUUCCACGCCUCUCUGCGAAUGUUGCGAGAGCUGAUGGAACGUAUGCUUCUCCGGCACGGGCCCAAGGAUUGGCACCGGGACGCCAAGAACGAAUACAGCGUCAUAUCAUGGUUUCUUCUGAAACAACCACCACGGUCACUGGCAAAGCUGUUCUUGAGUCCUCAGAACGAAUGUUGCGACCUUGAAGUGAAAGCUACUGAUUGCGGUGUUAGGAAAUGCCGUUUCUCAGACCCGCUCGAUAAUUACUGGAAAGCAUGGAAGAACGUCCCCGAUCUAGGCUGCCAGGACUGUGACUGCAAGCGACGAGUCAGAAGUUGGAGUGUCAAGCCUGCGCUGAUUGAUGCCCGAGGGAGAGACGAUGUCCUCUCCACCCUUCAAUCCACGCGCCCUCUCUUCUCCUCCUAUCUCCGCAUCCGAUCCCUUGCCAAAUCACCCAGCAAUCCAGAGCUCCAACAAGCGCGCUCGGAGCUCGAGACAACACUCACAGAUCUGACCGCAGACCUAGACGAUCUAGUUGAGAGUGUGCGUGCAAUCGAGCAAGAUCCGUAUCGGUUUGGUCUGGAAUUGGAAGAGGUCCAGCGCCGCCGGAUUUUAGUUAAUGAUGUCGGGGCCGAGAUUGAGAAGAUGAGGGAGGAGUUGCAGAGGGCUGUUACGGCUUCGGGAGGCGCUGCUGGUGGUGGACUACCAAACCCGGCAGACUUUGAUAAUGUUUUAUCGCCGUCUGCAGAGGAUCGGGGGGAUGAUUACUAUGCUGCGAUGGAGCAGCAGCGACAGAUGGAGUUGAUGCAUGAGCAGGAUGAGCAAUUGGAUGGGGUGUUUCGGACUGUGGGCAACUUGCGACAGCAGGCUGAUGAUAUGGGGAGGGAGUUGGAAGAGCAGGGGGUCAUGCUAGAUGAGGUGGAUACGUUGGCCGACCGUGUGGGAGGCAAGUUGCAGAACGGCAUGUCGAAGCUCAAAUACAUUAUCCGGAAGAAUGAGGAUACAAUGUCGUCCUUUUGCAUUGCCGUCCUCAUAUUCGUUUUGGUCCUCCUCCUGAUCCUGCUCAUUGUUCUUUAA